AUGGACCUCUCUUCCGUGUCCACUCCUACUACCCUCCCCAAGGAUUCUUCCUUCUCCGCCGCCGCCUCCCCAUACUUCGCUUCCCUCCAACGGAAGCGUCAACAGAAGAAGAUGAGCAUCACACAAACAUACUACCUUGCUCAUACCGCCCGCAAGAAGCUCACUCGUGAGGCUUCGCGGGCUGAUCACGAUCUCCGCCUACUGGUUGGCCAUGCCAACCUCCUCGACAGCCUGAUGCUCGAUCUCGCCGAUGCCGAGCGUGACCAAGAGCGCUGGUUUAACCAGACCGUUCGCGGCGCCACCAAGGAAGAACCCCGACACAUCCAAUGGGCCUCCACCGUCGUCGAAGAGCCCGAGGAGGAUUGGGAUCCGGAGGAUGCCUCCGACCUGGAGUCGGAAGUCAGUGACAGUGAUAGCGAAGACGAUUCGGACUUUGAUGAGAACGACUUCCUGGAAGAGGAGGACGACGAGACCGAUUCCGACUUUGAAUAUGAUGACGAGGAGGACCUGGAUGAUCUCAGCCUAACCCGAUCUCCCUCACGCCAGUCGCCGCCCGAGCUGCUGGCCGACGUGGACGACUCCUCCGAGGACGAGGCCACCCCUCCCUCUCCACCACAACCCACUCUCGAAGUCUUUGACGAGAAGGCGCCUACUACCAUGGCCAUUCCUCUCACCCCCGCCGACCAGGAUUCACCCCAUCUGUUUGAGCCAGGGUACUACGUUUCACAAGAACAGAGCACCAUCAUCGAGGCGUACUGA
Penicillium cosmopolitanum is the source of this 759-nucleotide messenger RNA. RefSeq lists its product as uncharacterized. Bases 1 to 759 code for a protein of 252 amino acids. The record is from RefSeq and is a predicted model, not a curated record. Lineage: Eukaryota; Fungi; Ascomycota; Eurotiomycetes; Eurotiales; Aspergillaceae. The transcript is spliced from 2 exons.